AUGAUGGAGCUACAAGUUAUUUGGAUAAUAAGAUUGGUUGUGGCGUGUGUUCUUUGUCUGUGUAUAUUUAUCAGAUCGGCUUCUUCUGCAACUGAAGGGUUUGAGAGCAUAGCAUGCUGUGCUGAUUCAAAUUACACAGAUCCAAAAACCAACCUAAAUUACACAACAGAUUACAGGUGGUACUCUGACAAAAGUAGUUGCAGACAAAUACCCAAAAUUUUGUUAAGCCAUAGAAGCAAUGUAAACUUUCGACUGUUUGAUAUAGAUGAAGGAAAGAGGUGUUACAAUUUGCCAACAAUUAAGGAUCAAGUGUAUCUGAUAAGGGGAAUAUUUCCGUUUGAUAGUGUGAAUUCUUCGUUCUAUGUUUCAAUUGGGGCAACAGAACUAGGCGAAGUGACGUCGUCUAGGCUUGAGGAUUUGGAAAUUGAGGGAAUUUUUAGAGCCCCCAAAGAUAAUAUAGACUUCUGCUUAUUGAAGGAGGAUGUCAAUCCCUUCAUUUCUCAGCUUGAAUUGAGGCCAUUACCUGAAGAAUACCUACAUGAUUUCUCUACCAAUGUUUUAAAACUGAUAAGCAGAAAUAAUCUUUGUGGCAUAGAAGAAGACAUCAGGUUCCCUGUUGACCAAAACGAUAGAAUCUGGAAAGAAACUUCAACUCCAUUGAAUGCUCUUCCACUGUCUUUCAAUGUCAGUAUUGUUGACCUCAACGGCAAAGUGACGCCUCCCCUAAAAGUCCUACAAACAGCUCUUACUCACCCUGAGCGAUUGGAGUUCGUCCACAACGGCCUCGAGACCGAAGAUUAUGAAUACUCUGUGUUACUCUACUUUCUGGAACUAAAUAACACUCUCAAAGCAGGAGAAAGGGUGUUUGACAUCUAUCUAAACAGUGAGAUUAAAAAGGAGAGUUUUGAUGUAUUGGAAGGAGGAUCCAAAUACAGUUACACUGUCUUGAACAUUUCAGCAAAUGGAUCGCUCAAUAUAACCUUAGUCAAGGCAUCUGGAUCUAAGUUUGGACCCCUUUUGAAUGCCUAUGAGAUCCUGCAGGCGCGACCAUGGAUUGAUGAGACCGACCAAACAGAUUUGGAAGUUAUUCAGAAGAUGAGAAAAGAGCUGCUGCUGCAAAACCAAGACAAUGAAGCAUUGGAGAGUUGGAGUGGAGAUCCUUGUAUGCUUUUUCCAUGGAAAGGAGUAGCAUGUGAUAGUUCAAAUGGUUCAUCUGUCAUCACUAAGCUGGAUCUUUCCUCCAGUAAUCUCAAAGGAACAAUUCCUUCCAGUGUCACUGAGAUGACCAAAUUACAAAUACUGAACCUGAGCCACAACCAUUUCGAUGGUUAUAUCCCCUCGUUUCCACCGUCCUCCUUGUUGAUAUCAGUAGAUCUGAGCUACAAUGACUUAACGGGACAGCUUCCAGAAUCCAUUAUCUCCCUGCCACAUUUAAACUCAUUAUAUUUCGGCUGCAAUCAACACAUGAGCAACGACGAUGAAGCCAAAUUGAACAGUUCACUAAUCAAUACAGAUUAUGGGAGAUGUAACGCAAAAAAACCCAAAUUUGGACAAGUAUUCAUGAUUGGAGCUAUUACAAGUGGAUCAAUUUUGAUUACUUUGGCUGUUGUAAUUCUAUUUUUUUGCCGUUAUAGACACAAGUCAAUUACUUUGGAAGGAUUUGGUGGAAAGACCUACCCAAUGGCAACAAAUAUAAUUUUUUCCUUGCCAAGCAAAGAUGAUUUCUUCAUUAAGUCUGUAUCAGUUAAACCAUUCACUUUGGAGUAUAUAGAGUUGGCAACAGAGAAGUACAAAACUUUGAUAGGUGAAGGAGGAUUUGGCUCUGUUUACCGGGGCACACUAGACGAUGGUCAAGAAGUGGCAGUGAAAGUCCGGUCAGCCACAUCAACUCAGGGAACCCGAGAAUUUGACAAUGAGCUAAACCUACUUUCAGCUAUACAACAUGAGAACCUGGUGCCUCUUCUUGGUUACUGUAAUGAAUAUGAUCAACAAAUUCUUGUAUAUCCUUUCAUGUCUAAUGGCUCUUUGCUAGAUAGACUAUAUGGGGAACCAGCGAAGAGAAAGAUACUAGACUGGCCAACUAGACUCUCUAUUGCUCUAGGAGCAGCUCGAGGUUUGGCAUAUCUUCACACGUUUCCUGGACGAUCUGUAAUACACAGGGACGUAAAAUCGAGCAAUAUACUACUGGACCAUAGCAUGUGUGCAAAGGUUGCAGAUUUUGGUUUCUCAAAAUACGCUCCUCAGGAAGGAGACAGUUAUGUUUCCCUUGAAGUAAGAGGAACCGCAGGGUAUCUGGAUCCUGAGUACUACAAAACCCAGCAAUUAUCUGAAAAGAGUGAUGUUUUCAGCUUUGGUGUGGUUCUACUAGAAAUUGUAAGUGGCCGGGAACCUCUCAACAUAAAGAGACCACGAGUCGAGUGGAGCUUGGUUGAAUGGGCUAAACCAUACAUAAGAGCGUCAAAGGUGGAUGAAAUUGUAGAUCCUGGCAUCAAGGGAGGAUAUCAUGCAGAGGCACUGUGGAGAGUGGUGGAAGUAGCACUGCAAUGUCUUGAACCCUACUCAACAUAUAGGCCAUGCAUGGUUGAUAUUGUCCGCGAGUUGGAAGAUGCUCUCAUAAUCGAAAACAAUGCAUCUGAAUACAUGAAAUCAAUCGACAGUCUCGGAGGAUCCAACCGCUACUCAAUUGUCAUGGACAAAAGGGCGCUUCCUUCAACUACAACUACAGCAGAAUUAACCAUCACAGCUCAAAAUGUGUCACACCCUCAACCGAGAUAG
Molecule: messenger RNA, 2775 nt
Organism: Lathyrus sativus (Indian pea)
Lineage: Eukaryota; Viridiplantae; Streptophyta; Magnoliopsida; Fabales; Fabaceae
Source: the annotation of a GenBank genome assembly